AUGGACCACUCUCCGACCGAUCUGGUGAUCGCGGCAUUCAAAGAACGCGGUCUGUCCAUCGAGCCUGAGGUGAUCGAAUCGGCCCUGCGAGACAAUCCCCAACACGUGGAAUGGGUGUCCACUCAUCUCCGCCCCGACACCCUGUUGUCCCGAGAAGAGCUCACAGUAUACUCCAAACUGGAAAGGUCAGGCUCCCUGCAGACCGUUCUCCACGACCCAACGCUGGGCGCGACUCGGGCUGUGCUGGAAGGCGACCUCCGAUGCGCGAUCGAAUCUCUUGAAGCGUCGACCGCAGCCAUCCAACGGCAGACACAGACGCUGACAUCCCAAUGCGAACAACUCAAUGAGCAAGUCCGCCUCGAAAACGGACUGGCCCAGAACCGAAGUCGGGAUAUCGCGAGACUGCGCAAGAAGCAUGAAGCGGGAAGGCAAAACACGACGGCUGCGGCCAGUGAACUUUAUAACGAGCUUGAGGUCAGCUUUAUGGAUGCGAUGGACAAGGCCAGCGCCGAGAACAAGAGAAUACUGUCAUUGUUGUCCACUCGGCUGAAGCAGGACGACAAGACGCUUGCAGGCUUGGAGGCAGUCAUUUCCGGCGUGAAGUCUGAUGGUAACAAUGCUUCGAUCAUCAAACGAGCCUCCCAUUUGACUGCACAGCUGGCGGUCUACGUGGCAGAGGAAAUCCAGUUUCGUCUCGACCGGAUGUUCCUUGAAUCGGUACUGACAGGUGACUCGGCGCUGGGAUGUGGUAAAGGUGACGAUGACGAGACCAUCGCAGCGCUGGAGGAAGAACUAGGGUCUCUGUAUCCCGAGAUCGAGGUCCUAGCGGACAUGUCCACGAAGCAAAAGUUCACUGAGCCCAUUUUACGAGAGAUACAAAACGAACACAGCCAAAUACGCGCGGCCUCCCAACAUAAACUGGAACAGGCGCUUGACCUCUUGAUCGAGAUGACUCUUUCCAGCGAAGAAAUGACAGUGUGGCUUGGAGAGCGUGAAUCAUCGUGUGAAACUCUCGAACAACUGGCCGCGCUCUACCACAUGGAAGUUUCUAAGCAACCCGGGCCACAACCAACAUCCCGGCGAGACUCUUUGAGACGUCGUUCAUUGCAGCCGGGUGUCUUAUUUUCGAAUGCACGGAAUCCUUCUAGCCCUGUGCUAGAACAAUCAGCCCUACAAAACCUUUUGCGGCGCAUUGGCGUGUCUCCCGAAUCCGUGCUCCGUUCACGAGCAGAAGAAGGUGGCACCCAGCCGCUUCACGAAAAACGAGCCGCACUCUCCGAGACACUCCGGAAUAUCGGCAUAGCAGUUGACUCGCCACUGGUGGCUCACCUGGGACCCGGGGACGUGGCAUCCCAAUUACUGGCAUCGUCUUUGCACUCCAACUCCCACUUCGAAACUUCGCUGCCCGAUCCCGAUGAAGCAAGAGAGCUCUUAGGCAUCGAAGCGGACUUGGGAACACUUCAGAAGGGAAUCCAGCGGGUUAACUCGGAUAUACUCCAUCAGCGGGAUAAGAACUACGAACGAUUCGUCGAGCGAUGGACUUGA
Molecule: messenger RNA, 1545 nt
Organism: Penicillium riverlandense
Lineage: Eukaryota; Fungi; Ascomycota; Eurotiomycetes; Eurotiales; Aspergillaceae
Exons: 4
Coding region: 1-1545 (514 amino acids)
Source: RefSeq, a predicted model, not a curated record